AUGCAUGGAACCACGAUGCCCCAUUCUGAUCUGAGUGUGCUGCUUUCGCCGUUUUUUGAGAUUUCUGCUACUGCCUAUGGCAGAGGGUGCAUAGCCACCUCGGAUAUACCGUCUGGAACCAUUUUACUCGAGUGCGCGGCUCCUUUGGGUGCAUGUGUGAUAAGACCGUUCCGCAAAGAAGUGUGUCAAAGAUGCUACGAAUACAACGGCGGAAAGACAUUGAAGUUUCGCAUAGAGAACAAGAAGGGCAGUAUCUAUUUUUGCUCCGAGACGUGUCGCGCUUCGUUUGAGGAAGAGGAUAAUGAGAGCAUUUUGCGAUCUUGUCUCUUUGAUUUGGAACACUGGUACCGAUCCAAUUCUUGUGAAGAUAACUACGACGACGAGAAAAAAAGUCUUGAGGAAGCGUGGAGCGAGAUAGAAGCAUGGGAACAAGAAAUUUUGAAAACAAAGAGAAAAUCACACAUGGUUCCCAAACUCACUGAAACAGAAUAUAGCGAUAUCAUCUACAUUCUUGAUGUGAUGUUCUCCCAGUACAAAGGUACGAAUGAGCUCGAGCUUUCGCUUUUUGUGAAAUUACAAACAAAUGAGCAAGACAAGGUUGCAAAAUACCCAUAUCUUUUGAAGUCUUACACUCGAAUGUACAAGUACCUCAAACUAACCUGUGGACCUCAGCUUCAGCCAUUUAUAACUAUUGACAAUAUCAGAAGAAUCAUAGGUACCAGUCUCACCAAUGCGUUUGGAAUAUGGUCCUCCACCGUUCCUGGCGAGGAUAAAGAGUACUUUGGGUGUGCAUUGUACCCAUCCGCAUCAUUUUUCAACCAUUCAUGUUCAGCCAAUGUUUCACGAACUCGUCACGGCCGCCUGAUUUCUUUCGUUACUUCGCAUCCAGUUUUACAAGGCGAGGAGCUAUGUAUUCAGUACGGGAACCACACUACGGAGGAUUACCAUACCCGACAAAAAGAUCUUAAAGAAUGGUUUUUUGAAUGUGGGUGCAAAAAGUGUGAAAUGAGAAUAUAG
Meyerozyma guilliermondii ATCC 6260 is the source of this 1017-nucleotide messenger RNA. RefSeq names its product Set6p (gene SET6). The coding region runs from base 1 to 1017 and encodes 338 amino acids. Gene Ontology annotation, cellular component: nucleus. The transcript has a single exon. Gene Ontology annotation, molecular function: protein binding. NCBI's taxonomy places the organism in Eukaryota, Fungi, Ascomycota, Pichiomycetes, Serinales, Debaryomycetaceae. The record is from RefSeq and is a predicted model, not a curated record.